Molecule: messenger RNA, 492 nt
Organism: Caenorhabditis briggsae
Lineage: Eukaryota; Metazoa; Nematoda; Chromadorea; Rhabditida; Rhabditidae
Exons: 4
Coding region: 1-492 (163 amino acids)
Source: RefSeq, a predicted model, not a curated record
AUGGCUUUUCCAAGCCAACUGCUCAUCAGUAUGGGCGUCAAAGUGGCGAUUGUGAUCCUUACAAUCGUGACACUGAUCCUUCUCGACCCGGCCUAUGUCACCGCCUACAUCUCAAUCAACUAUGAAAUUGUCAUCAUCUAUUUGGUUUCUGCCCUCACCCUUCUCUACUGUAUUGUCUCCGUUUUGAUGUCAUUCUUGUUGGCAAAACGUGGCGAGGAUACACCACUCACUAAUUGCGCCUUCUCGGAAAUCAUUUUCGCGACCGCUGGAAUUAUGGGAUGGCUCAUCAUCAUUGGCAUCGGCGGUACCAUCUCUCAACGUACCAUUAUUGAGACUGGAGAGCGAUUCGGAUGGAUUGGGGCCAUGGCCGGACUAAACGUCGGCUGCUUCCUCAUCAUCGCGGCCAUCUUCGCAGCCAACGUUGUCAGCGAGAAGAUCCUCCAACGUCAGAGCCGAUUCAACAAGUACGAUCGUGGAGUUUACAUGCAAUAA